This is a messenger RNA of Prunus armeniaca (apricot), 204 nucleotides long. NCBI's taxonomy places the organism in Eukaryota, Viridiplantae, Streptophyta, Magnoliopsida, Rosales, Rosaceae. The record is from the annotation of a GenBank genome assembly.
AUGGUCAUCUUCGCAUUACUUUUUGUCAAACCUUAUUUCGAAGUCACCCUCACUAAGAAAAGUUCAUGGCAACAUCCAUGCAUGAGCCCAAUAGCUUUCCUAUCUUUCAAUGCUCGCACCAAAACCAACUACAUCUCCAUUGUCAUAGAUGUGCUACCAAGUAGAGCUAAGCUAGGUUUGGGUUGGGUUUUGAGCCCAAACUGA